This is a messenger RNA of Chara braunii, 285 nucleotides long. NCBI's taxonomy places the organism in Eukaryota, Viridiplantae, Streptophyta, Charophyceae, Charales, Characeae. The record is from the annotation of a GenBank genome assembly.
GGUGCCAAACUGCGCGCUAACCCAGACACCACAAAGGGUGUUGAUUGAUACAGACAGCAGGACGGUGGUCAUGGAAGUCGAAAUCCGCUAAGGAGUGUGUAACAACUCACCUGCCGAAUCAAUCAGCCCCGAAAAUGGAUGGCGCUGAAGCGCGCGACCUAUGUUCGGCCGUCGCGGCGAUUCUGACGCCGCGACGAGUAGGAGGGCGUGGGGCCUGCUGUGAAGCCUGGAGCGUGAGCCUAGGUGAAGCGGGUCCCGGUGCAGAUCUUGGUGGUAGUAGCAAAU